This is a messenger RNA of Letharia columbiana, 1512 nucleotides long. RefSeq lists its product as uncharacterized. Bases 1 to 1512 code for a protein of 503 amino acids. The transcript is spliced from 2 exons. NCBI's taxonomy places the organism in Eukaryota, Fungi, Ascomycota, Lecanoromycetes, Lecanorales, Parmeliaceae. The record is from RefSeq and is a predicted model, not a curated record.
AUGGCAUUGAUCAUCAGUAUCUUUAACAACGAAAAAGGCACUGCUGGUCAAGUGCCAAGCGAUGUUCAACAACCUGGCGAUGGAAGUCCACUCUUCAGCUUCCAAGAUGCGGAAUCUGCAUAUGCAGGCAGAUACAUUGAAGCCCAGUACAGUUACAGCCCGUACGGCCGAGGCCUUCUUUUCACUGCCGGCUGCAACUAUGCGGUGCCAAAUACGCCGCUGGAUAACGACUGUACGAAAGCCUGUCGGAACAACAGCCAGAUUUUCUCUGACCCGUACACGGUGCAAAAUUGCAUGCUGAUGGCCUCGCUCGCCCCCAUCAGUAGUGGCUCUAUUGGUCAUCUUGAUGAAAACUCUGCCGACCAGUUGGAGGCUUUCCACAUCGAUGUCAAUGAUACAGACUUCCAAGAUCUGGCCGAAAAUAUAUACGGCAGCAUCUCCAGUUGUCUGAAUCAGUUUUGCGACUCAAAUGCUGGGUGUGGUUAUAACGCCUGUCCAUGGACAUAUGUUCGAGGAGUCGUAGAGUCUACCCAUGCCUCUUGCUUCAGCUCUAUCUGCUCUACCAGCGUACCCGCCCCACUAAACAGACGUCGGUGGUAUUGGGGUCUACAUCUCAUACUGUCUGCAAAGCGGUAUCGUGCUCGGAUCUUUCGUGCUGCUGAAACUACGUCACACUCACUUCUAUCAAACAUGCCUCCUACUGCUCCCGCCGCUGUGUCUAAUAUGGCCCUCUGCUUGGUCCAAAACCAAGUCUCGGGCUCAGGAUGUGCAGACACGUUUGCAAGAUUACUCGAAUUUCAGAAGGCUCGAUGCUUCUUCAUGCUCGCGAUUGACAUUGCAGCCCAGGUCCCGGUCAACCAGGGUACCUUGAAUCAGGGCACGACCUCCUUUCAAGGCCUGUACAGCAACUACAGCCUCAUCGGACUCAUUUCUGUUAGCGGCCUACUUCCCGUCACAUUCACCUUAUUGAGCCUGCACACGGGUGGGAUGCAUUCAUGGUAUCUGCCGAUCCGCUCCACCGACACUGCCACCUUGUCAGUCGCUACUUUCUACUACACUGGCAAUUUCAGCCCCUCGCCGGCUGAUUGUCACCAGCUCCAGACCGCCACAAACCAUCUCUACUCGCACUACGGAGACAGAGACCCUUCUGUAUUUUGUUUGCGAACGUAUCAAGAUAUCACCUCUUUAAGUAUAGCACAGAGAGGCAUCGGAGGCAUACCGCGCUUUACACUUUUUGUUGUCGCAAUUCUAAUAUUCGAUCGCUGUGGGGUGCAGGAGGCUCAAAUCAUUCAACGUUUUAUGAAAGGGAAUCUAAAGCAGCUAGAGAGUGCCCUCCGACCGGCCAAGCACAAUCAACGCUGCUUUAGUUUUGCACGCGCUCUUGCUUCAAUUGGCGUGACCGACGCACGAAGCUUUACGAACGCGGUAUCCGAAACGAUGUACUGCAUCUGGUUCUUGUUCUUUUUUGGCCUCUUCCUGGAAAAGCUAUCCUCCCCAACGAUAGUAGCAUAA